AUGCGCAUGCGGUCACUGUCAAGCGUGACUGCCGCCACUCCUCCAAUCCCGAGCACCUCACUGCCUGCCCAUGAUGCAAACAUCAACUCCAGUACAACCUCACUCCCUGCUUCUGCUUCUGCUUCUGCUUCUACUUCAGCUUCUGCUUCUGGUGGGCGGAAUCACAGCGCUGCUUUGAUGCUGCAGCCGGGCGCUCCGCUCGAAUCCAAAUUGCUCGCUGCCCUCGAUGCACGUCGCGCAGUGCAGUCGUGCAGAACGCUGACCAUUGCCACAGACGAUGGCACAGCAUCGGGCGUACCGCUGGCUGAUUUCUCAUCGAACGACUACCUCGGUCUGGCGCGAGACCAAACCUUGCAGGCGCGGUUACUGCAACCGCCGACGACGUCGACGAUGGAUGAACAUGCACUUCGAGAUCGCGCAGUGGGCUCGACCGGAUCGCGGCUCUUGACUGGCAAUAAUGGCUUGUACGAGUGUGUGGAGCGCCUGGUGCGUGAUUUUCACGGCGGAGCGGCCGGUCUGAUUUUCAACUCUGGCUACGAUGCCAAUCUGGGAAUAUUCGGGAGCCUGCCACAACGCGGCGAUGUCAUCUUUGUCGAUGAGCUCAUUCACGCCUCGGUGCACGAAGGGCUGAAGCUCUCGCGCGGAUCCAAGGUGACCUUCCGACACAACGAUCUGGCCGACCUUGAGCGCAAGCUCGAGCAGGCAGCCCGCCAGUCCGCAGGCUUGCGAGAGCCGUCAACCGGCGGCAGUAACAGAAGCAGUGGAACAGCAGAAUCAUCUGAAGGCCCAACAGCUCCGGCAGCGGGCCGGACAAGGUCCUUUUUGAUUGCGGUCGAGUCGGUUUACUCGAUGGACGGUGACUGCGCCCCGUUGGUGGAGCUCGCGCAGUUAGCCGAGCGCUGGAAUGCGGCGCUCAUUGUCGACGAGGCGCAUGGGACGGGAGUGAUGGGCGACCGCGGGCAAGGGCUCGUUGGCGCGCUGGGCGUGGAGAAUCGCGUUUUUGCGCGCGUGCACACGUUCGGCAAGGCACUCGGUGCUCACGGUGCCAUCGUUAUUAGCUCGCCAGUCGUCCGCGAGUAUCUCGUCAACUAUGCGCGCUCGCUGGUGUACACGACAUCGCUUCCGCCGCACUCGUUGCUGUCGAUCGCGCAUGCCUACCGCCGUCUCGAAGAGGUCGGCUCGGAGCGGAGGGCCAAGGUGCUCGAUCUCAUUCAGCACUUUCGGACGCGGAUUCAAACAUGCUCGAAUGCACGCAUUGCGCGAGCUCUCCUCCCGUCCGACACUCCCAUCCAAGGGCUCGUUGUGCCCGGCAAUGCACAAGUUGUUGCGCUCGCCCGCCAUUUGCGAAAGCGGGGUAUGAACGCGUUGCCAAUUCGCUCGCCGACCGUACCCACCGGCGCUGAGCGGCUUCGAAUCAUUGUGCACGCCCACAACACGGUGCAGCAAAUCGACGGACUCGUGGCGGCCAUUGAAGAGUACUUUGCGUCAGAAGAUUCUUCGACCGAUUCUCCAGUGGUAAAGGCCGUUCCUGCGCCAGCUGUCGUGUCGUCCCUGUAGCCGGAAUCUAAUCGAUUGAAAUUCGUGUUGGUU
Messenger RNA from Capsaspora owczarzaki ATCC 30864, 1590 nucleotides. RefSeq names its product 8-amino-7-oxononanoate synthase. Gene Ontology annotation, molecular function: pyridoxal phosphate binding; transferase activity. The transcript has a single exon. The coding region runs from base 1 to 1557 and encodes 518 amino acids. Lineage: Eukaryota; Filasterea; Ministeriida; Capsasporidae. Gene Ontology annotation, biological process: biosynthetic process. The record is from RefSeq and is a predicted model, not a curated record.